UGUAGAACUUAGAAAGCCAUCAUCCAGAAGAUACAAGUGUUUAUUCACAGUUGUCUACACAAAAUACUCCGGAUCCGUUGGCCGGACACUAUUAGCAAAAACCUAUUAUGGAAGAGGACAAACCAUAUCCCAGCGUAGGAAGAAAUCAGGAAGAAGCAGUGGAUCAGACACACAUUGAGGAAAGCACGUAACUGAGUCACAAGACAAGCUCUCACAUGGAAUCGUCAAGGCCAAAGUAAAAGAGGAAAACCAAAGUACACAUUACGCUGAGAAAGGGAUACAGACAUGAGACGAAGAAUGAACAACAAUUGGAUAGAACUACAAAGAAAGGCCCAUGACAGUGUGAGUUAGAGAAUGCUGAUCGGCAGUCUAUGCUCCUCUAUUGUGGGUUACAGGCGUAAUUAAUUAUGAAAAUCAAUCUAAAACCGGUAAUAUUCACAAUUCCAAUAUGAAUAAUACCAUGAAUGUACUGAAUGAUGAUACAUGUGAAAAAUUAUUGGAAGGAAUUGCUGAAGCUAAAACUACCAUUAAUUUAUUUUUAAAUAAUCGAUUUGAAGAAGCAAAGAAUCGUUUACAUAUGAAUACACAUAGUGGUAUGUAUCAAGAAUUAUCCAAUUCUACAAUAUUAUUUAUUCAAGGAAUGGCUACAAUAGAACAGGAAAAUCUUGAAACUGCUAAAGAACAAUUAAAAACAACACUUAAAGCAUGUCAAUCAAAUCGACGUAAAGCAGCUAUUAGUGAAACAUUCACUAAACAAAUAGAAAAAAAUCGUAAUAUAAUUUAUAGUUUAUAUACAGAUGAACAGGCUCAUGCUGAACUUUGUUAUGCAGAAGGUUUACUUCAAUUGGCAUUUCUUUCAAUGUUACAAGAUGAAAAAUUAACAAGUCUUAUAAAAUGUUCUUUGAAAAUAAGACAAUGUUAUAAAUGUUAUCGAAUAUGUUGGAGAAUAUUAAAAUAUCGUAAUUGGCAAAAUGAAAUAAGUAAAUCAGCUUUUGAAAGUGGUGUACAUUUAGGUGUUGGAGCUUUUAAUUUAAUGAUCUCUAUGCUUCCUAGACGUGUAUUGAAAUUAUUGGAAUUUGUCGGAUUCUCCGGAGAUCGUCAAUUUGGUUUAGAACAACUUAGAAUGGGUGCAGGAAUGAAAGAUUCAUUACGUGGUCCAUUAUGUGCUCUAUUAUUAUUAGCAUAUGAUUUAUAUGCUACUCAUAUGUUAGGUGACAGUGUUGUCAGUGUAUCUUCUGAACAACCAGAACAUAUGAAAGAAGCACGUGAAUUAUUAGAUCAUUGGUCUAUUGUAUAUCCAAAUAGUGCUAUAUUCUUAUUAUUAGCUGGUCGUUUAGAAGAAAUAUCAGGAAAUUUAAAUCAGGCUAUCACAUUAUUUCAACAUUCAAUAAAUUCACAAUCUGAUUGGAUACAUUAUCAUCAUCUAUGUUAUUGGGAAUUAAUAUGGUGUUAUGCAUUACAAGCAGAUUGGCAAAAAGCAAUUUUAUACACAGAGAAAUUAGCAUUAGAAAGUCGAUGGAGUCAAGCAUCUUAUAGAUAUAUGAAAGCAGCUUUUCUAUUACAAAGUAUAGAAGAUCGUACUGCAUAUGAAAUGAAAAAUCAUGAUGGUAUUAUUGAAAAACCACAAGAAGUAGUUGAUCAAUUAUUAACAGAUAUACCUCAUAUGAUAAAACGUUUCGGUGGUCGAUCAUUACCAAUUGAGAAAAUUGCUUUAAGAAAGUCUUCACGUUAUUUUGCACAGAAUAAAAGAUUAACUCUUCCAGCUUUAGAACUUAUAUUCAUUUGGAAUGGAUUCAAAAUGAUUCAAUCACAACCAGAUGCUAUAACAGCAUUUAUUAUGAUAUGUGAGAAUAAAAUCAAUGAAUUAUUUCAAAAUAGAGAUACAAGCGAAACAUUUUAUGAUGAUUAUUGUUUAGCUUUAAUGCUUAAAGGAGUUUGUCUUAGAUGUCGUGGUCAAACAUUUCAAGCUUAUAUGUGUUUCACUGAAAUAAUACAAUCUAAACGAAAAUUAAAAAUGGACACAUAUCUAUUACCAUAUUGUGAAAUGGAAUUAUGUCAUUUAUCAUAUGAAGAAGGAGAAAUUGAUGAAGCAGUAAAACAUUUAGAAAAAGCAUUAAGUUAUAAAAAUUAUCAUUUAGAAUCAAGAUUACAUUUUCGUAUUCAUGAAAUGGAUACACGACUGAAAGAGAAUAAACGUAAAUUAUCCAGUGUUACAAUACAUCAAGAUGAAAAACAAACUUCAAUAAUGAAAAAAUCUGGCAGUGAAUACUUCCUUACAUCAUCAAGUAUUUUUUCUAAUAAUACUGAUAAUAAAUCAAUAUCAUCAUUUAAAUCAAUUGAUAUUCCUGGAAAUUAUUCAUUAUUAACAUCAACAUCUGAAUCAUUAACAGUACCGUCAUCAUCAUUAUCAUCAUCAUCAUCAACAACAAUAACAACAACAACAACAACAACAACUGGAGUAAAAGGUGCUUUAUCAGCAAGAAAUUUAAUGCAUACAAAAAAUAGUAGUAUUGAAACAUUAUCAUUAUCAUCUGAUGCUAGACGUUUAUUUGAUGAAGAUGAUUUAGAUGAUGAUGAUGAUGAGGAAACAUUCAUUAUGGAUUAUAUACAAGAUGAAUAGAUUGACUGGAAAUAUGAUUUUACUAUAAUUUACUCAUUAUAUACAUUGUAUAACAAAACAAUUAUCCUGAAAUAAAAAAGAAAAGAAUUAAGAAGAAAUUUUGUUUAUUUGUUUUUUUUUUGGACAAACCCCCUCCCCCCCAAAAAAAAGAAAUAUUAAGAAUACAAAAUCCAAUAAAAUUCCAUUUCAUGCACAAUUAUUAUUGUUUUCUUUUUUUGAAUUGAAAUCUAAAACAGAUUGUUUAUUGUUACCAUGGCUACUAUCACCACCACUACUACCACCAUGACUACUACUACUACCACUGCUACUACUACUAAAAUCAUCUAUAUCAGUAGUAGUGGUAGUAGUUGUGUUUCUUCUUCAAAUAUCUACAUCAUACUGUAUUUUUACAUAUUUUUAUUUGCCUACAUAUAAAAUUAAAUUCUAUUUGGUUUGUGUUAUUCAUUCUAUUUUGUAAGACAAUAAGUAUAGAUAAUAUGCGUGCAAUUCAAUUCAUACAUAAAUAUGAUAACCAUAACUCAGAUACAUUUUAAAUCAUUAUAACUAAUUCCAUUUGUUCAAUGAUAUAAACAAAGAAAACAGAAAGAAAAUAAGAAAGAAAACAGAGAGAAAGAAAGAACUUACUUGUUGCUGUUGUUGUUGCUGACAGUUUGAUCUUUUAUUCUUCUUCUUCUUUUUGUUGUUUUUGUUGUUAUUGUUGACAGUUUGAUCUUUUAUUCUUCUCCUUCUUUUUCUUCUUUUUGUUGUUGUUGUUGUUAUUGUUGACAGUUUGAUCUUUUCUUCUUCUUCUUUUUGUUGUUGUUUACUUUAAGUAUCUAAAUGAUGUAAAUAAAAUUUUGUUUGAUUUUUUAUGGUUGGUAUAAUGAUGUUUAUGUUUGUUGUUGUUUUCGUUUUUUUUUUUAAAAUGAAAAAAAGUCUUCCUAAUUUACAACAAUUUUCUAGAAAAGAAAAUGCACAUAAAUAUUGUAAUGAUAAUAAUAAUAACAAUACUACUUAUUUCUUAUAAAUACUACUUAAAUACUUGUACAUCUUUUGAUUGAUUAGUCUUUUAUUGGGAUAAGUGCACCCUGUGUGGAUUGCCUUAGAUCACAAGUUUUAUAAGCAAAGAUAGAUAAUGGCUAGCAGUUGGGAUAUAGGAUGUGUGUUUCAUUCUGUUUGAGACUCGUCAGAUGGAUGUACCUACAUCUCAGAGAUGAUAUUCACUUCAGGACUCAAACCCCCCAGUGUACGCUUCAGGCGCCGUCACUAUCUCCACUUAGCUACUAAGUUUUAAUAGCCACUUGCUUGUGCGAUAGAGUGAAGUUUGAAUUCACUUAGUAUUGUUUGCUUGAAUCUUCCCAUUGUUAUUUUGGACUGGAAUUGAUCAGUCUCCUAUUUUAUUGGCAUAUCUGAAUCCUGUUAACUUCAAAUGCCAUGGCGUUAUCCAUUCAGUUACUUACUUGUGCAAUUAGGUGAAGUUUAAAUUCACUUAAUAUUGUUUGCUUGAAUCUUUUCAAUGCUAUUUAGCACGUGCGUUUCGUCCUAUUUGGGACUCGUCAACUGGAUGAACCU
Schistosoma spindalis is the source of this 4171-nucleotide messenger RNA. Lineage: Eukaryota; Metazoa; Platyhelminthes; Trematoda; Strigeidida; Schistosomatidae. The record is from the annotation of a GenBank genome assembly.